UUUGUAUUUGUUUUCUUAGGUCUCCAGAGGCCAUCGUGGGAUUUCCCGUCAACACAGCCAUUGACAUGUGGUCUUUGGGCUGCAUUGCUGCGGAGCUGUUCCUGGGCUAUGCGCUGUACCCCGGCGACUGCGAGUACAACAUGCUACAGCAUAUGGUGCAGACUCAGGGACAGCUGCCGAAAGAACUUCUGAACAAUGGCCUCAAAACCUGGUGCUUUUUCCGCAGACUCAAGGGCCGUAGACGUAGCUGGACAUUAAAGACGCCUUUUGAAUACGGACGCACAGUCAUGCGCAAUGAGAGCUAUUUCAACUCCCUGAAUGACCUGAAGAAGUUAAGACCAGCCUGCCAUCGGUCAAACGAGGAAACCAGGGCAGAAACCAAAGACCUGGAGAGCUUUGUGGAUUUGCUUAAGAAGCUGCUUCAUCUGGACGUCGGUCAACGGAUGACACCCAGCCAACUCCUGAGGGAUCCACUCAUCACCAUGUGCGACCUGGCUAACAACUACCCCAACAGCGCUUACUUGAAAUCAGGCUGUGAAAUGAUGGAAGUCUGCUGGGAUCAGAGUGUGAUCCAUCAUGACAUGGAUCAGCAGCCACGAGUUACCUAA
This is a messenger RNA of Etheostoma cragini (Arkansas darter), 608 nucleotides long. Its product is annotated as homeodomain-interacting protein kinase 2-like. The record is from RefSeq and is a predicted model, not a curated record. Gene Ontology annotation, cellular component: cytoplasm; nucleus. NCBI's taxonomy places the organism in Eukaryota, Metazoa, Chordata, Actinopteri, Perciformes, Percidae. Gene Ontology annotation, molecular function: protein tyrosine kinase activity; protein serine/threonine kinase activity; ATP binding. The transcript has 6 exons. Gene Ontology annotation, biological process: peptidyl-serine phosphorylation; peptidyl-threonine phosphorylation. The coding region runs from base 66 to 608 and encodes 180 amino acids.